AGAGAGAGAGAGAGAGAGAGAGAGCAGAGAGGGGUUUCAGACACAGAAAUAGGAAGGCUGACAGAUUGGGGGCUGGUGGGCGGUCCUCUCUCCUUUCUUUCUCGCUUCCGAUCUCUCCUCUCUCUGUCUCUUCCCCUGUCGGCACUCUCUCUCAGCUCAUGGCGUUCUCUGAGAACUCUCGUCAAUCUCUGAUCCCAAGCUUUCUUUACUCUUCGAAAAUGACGACGAAAAGUUCAAACCCUAGCCUCCUCUGGUCUUCUUCGCGAGCAUCCGCAAAUGGAACUGAAGGAGUCUCGUCGUCCCCGAAGAGCUUCGUCAUUCCAGCUCCCAGCGAGCCAGGAAAGGUCCAGUUGUACUCGCCUCAAUACUACGCAGCCUGCACUGUCGGUGGAAUCCUCAGCUGUGGCCUCACUCACAUGGCCGUCACUCCUCUUGACCUCGUCAAGUGUAAUAUGCAGAUUGACCCUUCCAAGUACAAGAGCAUCUCCUCUGGUUUUGGAGUGUUGUUGAAGGAGCAGGGGGUCAAGGGCUUCUUUAGGGGAUGGGUGCCUACUCUGCUUGGUUAUAGUGCUCAGGGUGCCUGCAAGUUUGGCUUCUAUGAAUUCUUUAAGAAAUACUACUCUGACAUUGCUGGACCAGAGUAUGCAGUCAAAUACAAAACUUUGAUCUACCUUGCUGGCUCGGCAUCUGCGGAGGUGAUUGCAGAUGUUGCUCUUUGCCCCUUUGAGGCGGUCAAGGUCCGUGUUCAGACUCAACCAGGCUUUGCAAGAGGACUGUCAGAUGGAUUUCCUAAGUUCAUCAAAUCUGAAGGCACUCUUGGGUUGUACAAGGGCAUUGUUCCUCUUUGGGGACGUCAGAUUCCAUAUACAAUGAUGAAAUUUGCCUCUUUUGAGACCAUCGUAGAGAUGCUCUACAAGUAUGCCAUCCCCAAGCCCAAGAGCGAGUGCAGCAAGCCUCUGCAGCUUGGUGUGAGCUUUGCCGGUGGAUAUGUUGCUGGUGUUUUUUGUGCAAUCGUGUCUCAUCCUGCUGACAAUCUAGUUUCUUUUCUUAACAAUGCCAAGGGGGCAACUGUUGGUGAUGCUGUGAAGAAGUUUGGGCUCUGGGGUCUCUUUACCCGGGGGCUUCCCAUCCGUAUUGUCAUGAUCGGAACCCUCACUGGAGCCCAGUGGGGAAUCUAUGAUGCUUUUAAAGUCUUUGUUGGGCUGCCAACCACUGGUGGAGUUGUUCCUGCCGCUGUGCCCGCUGCUACUGAGCUUGCAAAGGCAUAGAAUCAACCCAAAUAGUUUUGUCGUGUGAGAAACUGCGAUGAUAGUUCCCCAGAGGGAUCGAUAAUCAUGGCAUAUGUCGUUGAUGUUGCUUAGAUGGCCUCCUAGCAGUUCAAGAAUAUUCUUUUUGCAUUUGAAACUCGUUGCAGCUUUCAUUCAUUAACUUUGAUAUAUAGGGGACGGUUUGCGUCCCAUUUUUUCAAAAAUGGAACAAUUAUUGAUAGCUACUAGGUACAAAAUCACAUUUUGAUGCUCUUAUGUUAUUCCCGCCCCAUCAAGGGAAGAUGAAACCAAAUAAUGGACAGAUUGGGGGUUUUAUACUUAGUUCUGUCUGUCAAGAGAUACACAGUUGGUGCAUGCAGAUAUAUUUUUUUGGGUUAUGCAAAGGCAUGGGAAUUAUGCCCGUCUUUAUUUGUUUUUUGUCCCUUACUUGAAGUUGUGAAUGGUUAGGGUUGGAUGUU
Molecule: messenger RNA, 1726 nt
Organism: Camellia sinensis
Lineage: Eukaryota; Viridiplantae; Streptophyta; Magnoliopsida; Ericales; Theaceae
Source: RefSeq, a predicted model, not a curated record